AUGGAAUGUCAAGCUCGAGGUCGGCCUAAACCUUACAUAACAUGGUUUCGCCGAAUUAACAGUGGAGAUAAUCAAACAAAAUCAGAAAGUCAACUAUUAACAAAUAACACAAAUGGUCAACUUCAUCUAUUCAAUAUAAGUCGCUCCCAAAUCGGCCAUUACGAAUGUCGAGCAUCGAAUGGUGUCAAUGGUCAUGUUGUUAGCAAAGAUAUUGAAUUACGCGUUCUUUGCAAAAUAAUGACAUCCUGGUUCGUUAUUUUAAAUCUUACUCUUCUAUUAUCAUCAUCAUUUUUACAAGCUCGUUUUCGAACGUAUUCAAAACGACGAUAUGUACCGUCGAAUAAACCUUUUUAUCAGCCGAUUUCAUCUGAUGACAAUUCUGAUCCUAUGGUCAACGAUGAUUCUUUGAUAGAAUCAGCAACAGGAAAAGUAACAAAAAACUUAAAAAAUCAAGCAAGUGAACAACAGAUUGAACAAUUUGCACGGCUUCUAUUCGAUCGUUUAAAUUUAAAAGAACCACCCAACGUAACCGUAGAAAUCAAUCUUGAAGCAGAUAGUCCACCACCAUUUGUUAAACAACUUGAACAAGAAUAUCUAAAAACUAAAGAACAACAAGAACAAAGCCGUGAUGAAAGUCAAGCAGUAACUGAACGUGCUGUUUUGCCUGGUGCGCGUAUUUCAUCAUACACAUGCCAACGUCAAAUAUCAGCUCAGCUCAAUAUAAAGCAUGACAAUUUAAAGAAUAUCGAUUGCUUCAAGUUUUCAAAAUCCCCACUCGAAUCAGCAAGUUUACCAACAAAUCAAAUUGCGCAACAAUUACGUUUUUAUAUUAAAAAGAAUUUCUUUGUUCUCAAUGAACAACAAGAAGACCUUUUAGCACCAGAUAUGUUUCAAAUCUAUCAAGUAUUUCGGCCAACAUCAAAUGAUACAUCGAUAAAACCAUCACCCAGCUUGAAGGAUACAAUGCGUCUACCGAUAAGCCAAAUAAAAGAGUUAAAUGACAAUUGGCUUGAAUUAACGAUUGAUCCAAAUAAUGAAAAACUCACUAUUGAACAAAUCUAUCAACAAUUCAUAACGCCGUGGUAUGGCCUUGCAAUCAAUCAUCAACUAAAAGCAUCGUGGCCACCGUCUUAUCGUAGUUAUCCUUCAGAGAAUCGUUUUGAGCGUUCAAACGACGAUGAAGACAACAGUGAAGAGUCAAAAGAACAACAAUUACUAUAUAUGCUGGUUGAAUAUAGUAGUAAAUUACGUUCGCCAUCUACUGGCCAUCGUUCGAUACGGAGCAACAGUAAACCUCGUCCAGCAAAACCUUGUGAUCCAAAAAGUCCAUGUUGCCGACGUUCGCUUAUAAUUGAUCUCGAUCAAGGUAACAAUGUAUUGGAUUUUGUUAUUCAUCCAAGACAAUUUGAUAUUGGUGAAUGUGUCGGUUCGUGUGAUACGAGCGGUUCAUCACUUCAAUAUACUCAAGCUAAAAAUGACCAACAGAAAAAUAAACCGCAUGCAGCAUACAGUCUUGUUUUUCUUCAUCGUCAUGGUCGAAACAAUAAUAGUUUAACUGCGACACGAAACCACAGAGCUGACAGAGAAUCAUCUCGUUGUUGUUCAUUUUCACGCACAGGUGGCCUUGAAUUGACGUACACAACGACAAAUGAUGGACCUAUUAUUAAAAAAUACAUACCCAAUAUGAUUGUUGAAAUUCCACCUUUGAUUCAAGCUCCAUCGGCAAUUCUUCAAAGUAGUCUUGGAAAAUCAAUACAAUUGCGUUGUUCGGCUGUUGCUCCAUUCGAUACGAAAAUCUAUUGGCAUCGAAUCGAUAAUAAUACAACGAUAAAAUUUCGACAACAGCAACAGCAACAAACGGCUGGUGAUGUUAUACAAACAGUUUUAUAUUUAAAAGAGAUCGAUAAAACAGACUUUGGACUCUAUAAUUGUAUUGCAGAUUCAAAGGCUGGUCAAAGUCAUGCAACUAUUCAAUUACGAGAAUACCGACGCUCAACAAACUCCAAAGUCAUAGAAAAUAAUGACUUAUCAACAUCACGUAUGCCAAUGCUUAAACGAAAUAAAAUUUCCGAUCAAAUAACAAUGUCUAUAGAAACUAGCCAAGCUUCGUCAUGUUUUUCGCUAUUGUAUUUGUCAUUUACUAUGAUUCAAAUCAUUUUGUAUAAUCUCACGUAG
Rotaria socialis is the source of this 2175-nucleotide messenger RNA. The record is from the annotation of a GenBank genome assembly. Lineage: Eukaryota; Metazoa; Rotifera; Eurotatoria; Philodinida; Philodinidae.